AUAUCCUUUCCUUCUUGAACUGAUUUAGUACAGCUUGAGAAUCUCUUGUUCAGCCACGAUAAUAUUUGUCAUAUAGUAGUAUCCAAUUGUAGGGCUGGGAAGUCUUCACUGAGUUAGACUUGUGUAAGCCCAUCUCGUUUGGGCUGCCUUGUGGGCUCUUUUAUUCCUUGUGCGAUUCAAUUAUUAUAUCUGCAUAAAUAAAAUUGUUAUCAUAAAAACUUGACACUAACAGUUCCUGGGAACGCAAUAGCUUGCUCAUAUUAUAUUUUUAUGAAGAAAUUCAUUAAAUAUUUAUAAAUGUGUGACUAGGAAUCCCGUUAUUAUUGAUAAUUGUAUAUUUAACUGAAGUCACUGAACGAAAAUUGAACAACAUUUUUCCCUGCUACUCCCUUUUGUUGUUGGUGAGGUCAGAAGUAUGUACAUUAUACAAUAUGCCUCUUCAAAUUUCCCUAGUGUUGACACAGUAGAGGGAGGAGGGAACCAAAGGGUUUUUUAAGGUUUUCAAGAGAAUCAGUUGCAGAUUAAAAAUCUUACUUAUAUCUAUAAACCAAAAAUAAAAGGGCUUGGAAGAUGUGUCCAUGAAGGGAGAAACAGCCCAGCAAUUUAAUUCCACUUUGCAACUUUCAUUAUUUUAGAACCAUCUAAUAUCUUUUUUUUUUUUUUUUUUUUUGCCUUCUCUUUAAUCUUGUUUUGGCAAUUACCUAUUCACUUAUAGUAUUAUUAUUUUGCUCAACAACUUAAUUAGACUCAAACUGGGGUGCUUCCUCUCUGUACAAGUUCACAAGAAAAUUCCAUCUCUUUCAUCAAUCUCAUAGUUCUUUCAUUUAGAAAGAGAAAAGAUCUAAUCUUCCUUUUUUUAUUCUCCAACAAAACUUUCAGGGGAGCCAUCUGACUGAACUGAAUAGAUAACUUUCCUCUUUAUCCUUUGUUUUCCCCUAGCCUUUCCUUUUUGUCUUUGCACAAAUUUCAAAUGUCUACUACGAGUCUCCUUAGAAACUCAAUGCCAAUGAUUGCUAUUCUUGUUCCACCAUACUUGUUAAUUGUCAGUCUUUCAGGUUAUGGUUUUCUUUCUAUUUCCAUGAUAUCUUGUGUUUUGGUUGUAUCUACUAUAGCUUUCUCAUACUCAAAAGAAAAGUCAAGUAUAUUGAAGAAAUCAGUCCAAAAUGGUAAUUCAGACAGAUUCAAGAAGGUUUAGCAGAAUAUCGAACUGGAAAUGAAAGUGUUACACAGAAGAAGGAAGUAAAAGAUCAUGGGGUGACUCAAAAUCUAUGUUGCUCGGACUCUCCAAAAAUGAUGCCGCAACUGUGCCGGAACCUCCAAACACGCACUACUACUGGAGGAUCCGACAUGCACUCGUAGACAUUUUCGAUGAGUCCGAGCGAUAUAGCUCAAAAUGAUGUUUUGGGUUCAGAGUGUGAGAGUCUUGAUGGCCACUCAUCUUCAAGUGAAGAUUCUGAACAGAGCCCACAUUGCUCUGAUGGUUCAAUUUCUGAUGAGGAAAGCUUAAUUGAAAUAACCCUUCCAAAAGGGCACUUUCUUGAUUCAGAAAAAGAUACCAAGUUAUCUUUUCAGCAUCACCAAAAGGUAUUUCAUAGCCUAGUGGAUUACCAGCUGGGAGAUAUCAGUGACAUGAAUGAGGAAGACAAUUUAAUAGAGAUUGACAUAUCCAUGGGAUCUAUCAAGCAUUCUGAAUUUGAAAUCCAAGCAUGAGUUCAAAUUUACUCCUUCUGACCCGAAAUAACUUAUCAUGCUUCGCUUCUUGAGAGUCAAUACGACUAACCUUUAUAGCUAAAUUGAAUUAGAUUUAAAAUUAGAAUUUAGGUAUUCGGAAGCAACACAAAAAGUUGUUGAACAGUGUUGGUGAAAAUGUACGUAGUUUGACUCCGAAAAAGGAGAUAUGAUGAAUAAUUUGGAAUUUUUCUAAUGUCUAAUUUGUUGAACAGUGUUUUUGAUCCUUAUGGAUUUGUGCUUCUUACUCUAAAUAUUACU
Lycium barbarum (goji berry) is the source of this 1989-nucleotide messenger RNA. RefSeq lists its product as uncharacterized. The transcript is spliced from 2 exons. The record is from RefSeq and is a predicted model, not a curated record. The coding region runs from base 1369 to 1710 and encodes 113 amino acids. NCBI's taxonomy places the organism in Eukaryota, Viridiplantae, Streptophyta, Magnoliopsida, Solanales, Solanaceae.